Meloidogyne enterolobii is the source of this 741-nucleotide messenger RNA. The record is from the annotation of a GenBank genome assembly. Lineage: Eukaryota; Metazoa; Nematoda; Chromadorea; Rhabditida; Meloidogynidae.
AUGUUUUUCCUCGACAAAUUUCUCCAAGGUCUCAAACCCCAAUUUGACGACGAUGUUGUAGACAGACUUAAUUAUUACUAUACUCCAAUGCUUUUUAUUGUUUUUGCUUUAACACUUUCUGCUAAACAAUAUGUUGGGCAACCAAUUCAAUGUUGGAUUCCAGCACAAUUUACGGGUGCUUGGGAACAAUAUAGCGAGAAUUACUGUUUUGUUCAAAAUACUUAUUUUCUUCCCUUGAAUCAUUACAUUCCACAGGACAUUGAACAGAGAGAAGAAAGAGAAAUUGGAUAUUACCAAUGGGUGCCAUUCGUAUUAGGACUACAAGGAAUGUUAUUUUAUCUGCCAUCACUUGUCUGGAGAAUUUUUAAUUGGCAAUCAGGUGUGGCAGUCAAAGGAAUAAUCCAAAUGUGUGAAGAUGUAGGUAACAUGCAAGUAGACAAAAGAAAAGGCUCGGUUGAGAUAGCAGCAACACACAUUAGAGAUUCAUUGCGGAUGCAACAACAAUUCUCCAAAGGAUUCAUUUUUGCUGGUCUCUUUCGUCGUGGCACUUAUUUAAAUUGUUUAUAUUUGGUUGUAAAAGUUUUAUAUUUACUACAAAUUGUUUGCCAAUUUGUUAUUUUAAACAAUUUUCUUGGAUCUUCAUAUACUUUUUGGGGAUUUGAAAUUUUAAGAGAUUUGGCAAUGGGGCUGGAAUGGCAUGAAAGUGGACAUUUUCCGAGGUUUUUAGUUAAAGAAUAUUGA